Messenger RNA from Psilocybe cubensis, 1248 nucleotides. RefSeq lists its product as uncharacterized. Bases 1 to 1248 code for a protein of 415 amino acids. The transcript is spliced from 10 exons. Gene Ontology annotation, molecular function: epoxide hydrolase activity. Gene Ontology annotation, biological process: epoxide metabolic process. Lineage: Eukaryota; Fungi; Basidiomycota; Agaricomycetes; Agaricales; Agrocybaceae. The record is from RefSeq and is a predicted model, not a curated record.
AUGAUUAACAUUGACAAACCCAGCACUUGUUCAAUAGAGGUACCAUUCAAAAUUGCCGUCUCAGAUGAACAGAUCGACCAACUGCGUCGAAAACUAGAGGCAGCGGUCUUCCCAGAUGAAUUAGAUGAAGCUGGAUGGGACUAUGGUGCCCCAUUAGCCGACAUGCGACGCCUGGUUUCUCGAUGGAAAGGCGGUUAUGAUUGGAGAAAAUACGAGGCACAACUCAAUGAAGAGUUACCACAGUUUACUCGAGAUAUAGAGGUCGACGGCUUUGGAAAACUCAACAUCCAUUACGUCCAUAAGAAAAGCGAAGUAACAAAUGCCAUUCCACUGUUGUUUGUUCAUGGAUGGCCUGGGAGCUUUUAUGAAAUACGAAAAAUAUUACCAUUACUUACCGACAGCUCUUCAGACCAUCCUAGCUUCCAUGUUGUCGCUUUCAGCCUACCAGGAUACGGAUUUUCUGAGGCCCCAAAGAAGAAAGGAUUUGAACUCGUCCAAUUUGCAGAGGUUGGGAAUAAGUUGAUGGUGGCACUUGGGUAUAACGAAUAUGUCACUCAAGGAGGCGACUGGGGCUUCUUCAUAACUCGUAGGUUGGCACAAUUGUAUGGUCCUAAACAUUGUAAAGCAUGGCACACCAAUCUCCCCCUGGCACCGCCUCCGUAUCUAACCCGCAAUCCUUUAACCUAUCUAUCCCACCUAUUCUCCAGUUAUACUGCAGCUGAAAAGCAAGGCAUGGAAAGAUCUCAGUGGUACUAUCAGAAAUCAAGUGGAUAUUUCCAAGAACAGUCCACGCAGCCUCAGACUCUAGGUUACAGUUUGGCUGAUUCUCCGGUCGGCCUGCUCGGGUGGAUAUAUGAGAAGUUGGUUGUUUGGACCGAUGAUUAUCCCUGGGAAGACGAUGAAGUCUUGACAUGGAUUUCCAUCUACUGGUUUUCGCGCGCCGGACCUGCAGCGUCUGUGCGAAUAUACUAUGAGGUCUCCAAAGCGAAUCCAGGGUUCCUUGGUGGUAACCCGAAACCACAGCCAACGACCAUUCCAAUGGGUCACUCCUAUUUCCCUAAAGAGCUCAUUAUCCCUCCUCGCAAGUGGCUUAAAGCACCGAACCUGGUUUUUGAAUCUGACCACCAAAAAGGAGGCCACUUCGCUUCUCACGAGAGACCGCAGGAGUUGACUGAUGAUUUGCGCAAAAUGUUUGGGCGAGGAGGACCUGCAUUCGGUGUCGUACCAGGGAAGAAUGGAUAUGCAUAA